AUGCCAUGUGCCCAGAGGAGCUGGCUUGCAAACCUGUCCGUGGUGGCUCAGCUCCUUAACUUUGGGGCGCUUUGCUAUGGGAGACAACCUCAGCCGGGCCCGGUUCGUUUCCCAGACCCGAGGCAAGAACAUUUUAUCAAGACCCUGCCAGAAUACCAGGUGGUGGGUCCUGUCCAAGUAGAUGCGAGUGGGCAUUUCCUGUCAUAUAGCUUGCACCUUCCUGUCCCCAGCAGCAGGAGGAAGAGAGACUUGGGUUCCUCAGAGGACUGGGUCUACUACCAAAUUUCACACGAGGAGAAGGACCUGUUCUUCAACCUGACAGUCAAUCAGAGAUUUCUUUCCAAUAGCUACAUCGUGGAGAAGAGAUAUGGGAACCUCUCCCACGUUAAAAUGUUGGCCUCCUCGGGGCCUCCCUGCCACCUCAGGGGCACAGUUCUGCAGCAGGGAACCACAGUUGGGACUGCAGCCCUCAGCGCCUGCCAUGGACUGACUGGAUUUUUCCAUCUACCACAUGGAGACUUUUUCAUUGAGCCUGUUAAAAAGCAUCCAGUGGCUGAGGGUGCCUACCCACACAUCGUUUACCGGAGGCAGAGAGUUCAAGAGACAAAGGAGCCAGCCUGCGGAUUAAAGGGUAUUGUGACUUAA
Marmota flaviventris (yellow-bellied marmot) is the source of this 645-nucleotide messenger RNA. Lineage: Eukaryota; Metazoa; Chordata; Mammalia; Rodentia; Sciuridae. The record is from RefSeq and is a predicted model, not a curated record.